AUGUAUGCGUGUGUGGGUGCGUUCUCGCUUAUGGGGAUUAUAUUCUGCGAGUCAAUUCGGGCAAAAGCCUGCAAUCAAGUAACUGGGAAGUAUAUGGGAGGCGGUAAGAAGUUGCCUCCAACAAAUAAGCUUCAUAUCUACUCUAGGAGAGCCGGACAAGCUACUCAUCCGUUUGGUAAGGCGAAAACGGACAGGCUGCUGGAAGACUUGCUCAUGCAAGCAAGAAGGAUAAGGUACGAUCUCAUCGGCCUGGCCGAGGCGAAAAGACGCCACCCAUUCAACGCCGUCUAUGACACCGGAGAAGAACUAUUCCUCGGAACAUGCGACAAUGCCGUUGUCGAUAACAUCGACGAGGAAUACAACCAGUUCAUUCAACAUGUUCACGUUAGCGCUAUGAAAGCCGAGAGCUCGAAAGUCCCAAAAAGGCGUCUGUCUCCAGAAAUUCUCGAGCUCAUACGCCAGUGUGGAAUCGCACGAGCUGCAGGCUGCCGCGAACUAACGUCCGAACUUGCAAAACAAUGCAGACAGGCGAUAAAAGAAGAUCUCAAAGAGAGAAGAGCAGCAGUGAAAGUCAAAGCUCCAGAGAUACUAAGAAAACCAGAAAGAUAUCAAUGUGUGGUGAUAGAUGUAGUAGGAAAUGGUGAACGUACCGGCGUGCAGAAUUUGCUUGGUGGUGGUGGAGGUGGUGGUGGUGGUGGUGGCGGUGGACAGGGUGGCGGCGGUAGGCAGAGAUUGGGUAACGCAAUGGGUGGCAACGUUGGCAGAGGACAUCCACAUCCUGUAUAG
Angiostrongylus costaricensis is the source of this 786-nucleotide messenger RNA. The record is from the annotation of a GenBank genome assembly. Lineage: Eukaryota; Metazoa; Nematoda; Chromadorea; Rhabditida; Metastrongylidae.